Messenger RNA from Plutella xylostella (diamondback moth), 2098 nucleotides. Lineage: Eukaryota; Metazoa; Arthropoda; Insecta; Lepidoptera; Plutellidae. The record is from RefSeq and is a predicted model, not a curated record.
UCUGUUCUGUCAAGUCAUACUGUCAAGUGUCGAGUCCAACCUAAAAAAUAAAUUUUAUUAUUUUAUAUUGAUAUUGAAGAUAUACUUAAUGAACAUAUUACUUAAGUUUAACGUUUAAAUGUAGUGUUAGUGUAACUGACGGUUUAAUACGGAGUUUUAAACUGAAAUCAUCAAGAUGGAAGUGGAUGAAAAUGACACUGUUAUCGGUGAGAAUGGCGACGUGUUUGUCCACCGCUUGAAGGAGUUAUCCGAGGAAGAGAAAACCAGGUUAGACGCUCAAAAUAACAGACUUAUUCCCGAAGCUAAAGCCGCCAAACUUGAGCGCGAAGCCAAACGCCACUGGGAUAUUUUCUACAAAAGAAACGAGACCAAAUUCUUCAAAGACCGUCACUGGACCACGCGUGAAUUUCAAGAGCUGAUAAACUUCGAUGCCGACCAGCGCAUCGUGUACCUAGAACUAGGAUGCGGCGUCGGCAACAUGGUAUUUCCGCUAGUCCAAGAAGGGUUUACCAACUUUUAUUUCUACGCGUGUGAUUUUUCGCCGCGUGCAGUCGAGUUUGUCAAAGCCAACAAGCUCUACGAUGAGAGUAGGAUGAAGGCUUUUUGCGCCGACGUGACGAGCGAGGAUAUAUUUGAACACGUGGCGGAGAACAGCGUGGAUUUGGCUAGUCUUAUAUUCGUGUUGUCGGCCAUUCAGCCGGCGGCUUGGCCUCUGGCUGCUCGGACCGCCUUCCGCGCGCUGAAGCCAGGCGGGAUCCUGCUGUUCAGAGACUACGGUCGCUACGACAUGGCCCAGCUCAGGUUUAAGCCGGGACACAAAAUUGCUGACAAUUAUUACAUGAGGCAAGAUGGCACAAGAAGCUACUACUUCAGUGAGGAUGAACUCGCUAAACUUUUUGUGGAUGCGGGCUUUGAGAUACUCAUGAACACAUAUGUGCAGCGCCGCACUGUCAACUUCAAAGAAGGCAUUGAUGUCCCAAGGAUCUUUGUGCAAGGGAAAUACAGAAAACCCACUUUGGAUGGGUAAACUAUAGGCGGGAUUUAUGACAUCAAAAGGAAUAAUUACUGAUGAAACAAGAUUAACUGUAUGGCAGUAGCUGACACUCAAAAUGAUUCCUGAUGAACUGUUUGGAAACAGAUGAUAUCAUACGACAAAAGAAUGCUGCGACAACAGAAGUGCUGUUUGAUGCCCUUUACAAGGAGCUGAUACGAAAUUUGCUACAUGUCCUGUAUGCCACUGUACAACUCACAUACGCAAGCAAACACUGUUGGAUAUCCUAUCUAUGUAAAAUGCCUGCCGUAAUCCAUCCAGGCUUCUAUACAGCAGUCUCCAAUAUUGUGGUCCAUGGUCCUAAAGACUGCCAGUGCCAGGGGACUGGAAAGACUUAUAGUGUAGGUGAGCUGAGAUGAUUUGAGCUGCUCCAUCGGACUUUCAUGCCUCCACCGAUAAAAAUUGUCCUGAACAAGCUCGACAAAAAUCCAUGAAAGUCAUUAUGUGACAGGACAGUAUUUCAUUCGCGGAAGCCGAUGCUCGACUUCCUAAGAGCAAAAAAUUAUUUGCUGAAGAGCUCUUGGAUGAUACUGCAAACUGCAACUUAUGUGUGCUUGCUGCAUUACUUCAACCAAGACUCAAACUUGGCCUAAGUUCCUUAGGUUCUACGAGGUUUUAGCAACGGUAACCUCGGUCAUGGCAAGGGCACCCCAACGAAGCCCAAGUAACCGUCAGCUGUCGCCGUAGCCGCAUCGGCAUGGCUCAUGAUCAUCAAGAGAUGUCAAAGCCAGAGUGCCAUUGGAUGGAUGCAGAGAUCAUACUAGAGACGCUAGUCCAGUUCUUGGAUUGUGAUGUCACGUGAAACUCUCCAGUGAACAGCUCCAGGCGUAGCAGUACAAGUUCAGUUACAGUCAUUUGAAGAUCAAGGAGUCGUAGGCGUGAGGAUCGCAUAUAAUGGUGUGAAAUAUGUUCAAGAAGUUAGGCUAGAAAAGGUACAGUCGGGCCAUCGUCACACCAUAAAAUUUAAAGUGCUGAUAUACAGAAACAUGGAUGAACAUACAGUUAAAAAUAAAAAAUAUUCUUACCUUAAACAUAACCUUUAUAAUU